This is a messenger RNA of Mesocricetus auratus (golden hamster), 5893 nucleotides long. It is a transcript of the gene Cep135, whose product is annotated as centrosomal protein 135. The coding region runs from base 268 to 3690 and encodes 1140 amino acids. The transcript is spliced from 26 exons. The record is from RefSeq and is a predicted model, not a curated record. Lineage: Eukaryota; Metazoa; Chordata; Mammalia; Rodentia; Cricetidae.
AGGCCGGGAGCCGCCAUCACCGGCCGGCGCGCGCCGCCCCUGUGGGCCGCUCCGGUUACCGGGGCAACCGCGGCGCUUCCUCCUUGUGGGCCGCGACCGUCGCUCCGCGCCAUUUUCAAACUGCGCUCGUGCGGGAGCCAUUGGGCGCAGCGGGACGGGCCAGCGAGGACGCCGGGUCCCCAGGGCGAUGCGCGGCGCGGGGGAGCGGCGGCGGGAACGGCGGGCUUUAAUUUUGGAGUGUGAAUAAAACUGGUUUUGGAAGACAAGAUGACUACAGCUGCAGAGAGGAAGUAUAUUAACAUUAGGAAAAGGUUAGACCAGUUGGGUUACCGCCAGACGCUGACGGUGGAGAGUCUGCCUUUGGUAGAAAAACUUUUCAGUGAUUUGGUUCAUACAACAGAAAGCCUGCGGCAGAGCAGGUUGUCCUCGGCGAAGGCAGAGAAGGAAAGUGCCAAUUUCGAUUUUGUGUUGGAACCUUAUAAACUUGAGAAUACAAGGCUGAGCAGGGAGAACAAUGAGUUGUAUCUGGAGUUGAUGAAGCUGAGAGAACACUCAGACCAGCAUAUUAAAGAGUUGAAAACUUCACUGAAAAGGUGCUCCCAUGAGACAGCUGAUCUGAAAUUUCUGAAUAACCAGUAUGUUCAUAAACUCAAACUCCUGGAGAAAGAGAGCAAAGCUAAGAAUGAAAAAAUCCAGCAACUUCAAGAAAAGAAUUUGCACGCUGUAGUACAAACUCCCGGUGGCAAGAAAAGAAGCAUUGCAUUUAGACGCCAGCGGAUGCAAAUCGAUGAACCAGCUCCACCCUCUGAGGUCAGUUCGUACCCAGUUCCGCAGCCAGAGGACCCAUACAUUGCAGACCUCCUGCAAGUGGCUGAUAACAGGAUUCAGGAACUUCAGGAGGAAGUCCACGAGCUGCAAGAGAAGUUAGCACUGAUGGAAAAUGGAGUGAGAGGUUACAGCAAGCAGAUUGAACUAAGAGAACGAGAAAUAGAACGGCUGUCACAUGCUUUGGAUGGCGGUCGUUCCCCUGAUGUCCUGUCUCUGGAGACUAGAAAUAAAACCAAUGAAAAGCUUAUUGCUCAGUUAAAUAUUCAGGUUGACUUCCUUCAGCAAGCUAAUAAAGAACUGGAGAAGCAUAUUCAAGAACUCAUGGAAACCAAGGAAACAGUGACAACCGAAGUUGUGAACCUGAGUAACAGAAAUGAGAAGCUCUGCCAGGAGCUAACGGAGAUCGACCAGCUAGCGCAGCAGCUGGAAAGGCAUAAAGAGGAAGUCCUGGAGACGGCAGACAAGGAGCUGGGGGAGGCAAAGAAAGAGAUUAAAAGAAACCUCUGUGAAAUGCGGAACCUUGAGGAAAAAAUGUCAAAUCUUCAACUGGAAUUAGACUUAUGCCAUAAGGAAAAGGAGAGACUGAAUGAUGAGCUCCUUCUAAAAUCAGACCUGGAAACUGUUGUUCAUCAGCUUGAACAAGAAAAGCACAGACUUAGCAAAAAGUUGGAAAGUUUUGCAGUCACAGAAAGAGAACUGACUUUGGAAGUUGAGAGGAUGAGACUAGAACACGGGAUAAAACGGCGAGACAAGUCGCCCUCCCGUUUAGACACAUUCCUGAGAAGCAUAGAGGAGGAGCGAGACUAUUACAAGAAAGAGCUGGAGAAACUCCAGCAUAUGAUCCAGCGAAGAACUUGUUCUGUGAAUUACUGCACUCGGGAAAAAAUCUCAAUAUACAAAUGCUCAGAAAAGGGUGAUCACAAUUCAGACAUUCAUCUGAUCACAAGAGAAAGAGAUGAACUUCAGCGCAUGCUAGAAAGAUUUGAAAAGUACAUGGAGGAUAUACAGUCCAAUGUGAAACUGCUCACAGCGGAAAGGGAUAAUCUAAGUGUCUUGUAUAACGAAGCGAAGGAGGAGCUGUCUGCACUGAGACAGGAAUCCACUAAUGGGAUAGUCCCCAACAGUCUUGUUAGUUGUAUUGAAAAGGAGAAAGAGCGUGCAUUAUGUGACUUAAGAAGAAUUACAGUGGAGAAGGAAGCUCUGAGAGAAAAGUUGAAAAAUAUCCAAGAAAUGAAUGUUUUGGGGAACUCAGAAUUAGAGAAAACUAUUGAACAUUUAACAUAUAUGAAUCACCAGCUUGAAAAUGAAAAAUUUGAAUUGCAAUCUAAAAUAUUAAUAAUGAAAGAAACAGUAGAGUCAUUAGAGAACAAAUCAAAACUCCAAGCUCAGAAGCUUAGCCACGUUACUGGUGACUCAUCCCAUCAGAAAACCGAGAUGAACUCCCUUAGGAUAGUAAAUGAACAACUACAGCGGUCACUUGAUGACUGUCAGCACCGGCUUUCCAUAAAAAGAGGUGAACUUGAAUCAGCCCAAGAAGAAAUUAAAAUUCUGGAGGAAAAACUAGAGAAACUAAGCUGUAAGAUGACAUCACAGAGCGAAGAAGUUCACGCGAUGAAGAAGACCAUUGGCGUGAUUGACAAGGAAAAGGACUUUCUCCAGGAGACUGUCGAUGAGAAGACAGAAAAGAUCGCCAACCUGCAGGAAAGCCUAGCUAGUAAAGAGAAAGCUAUUGCCCAGGUGAAGGCCACAGUCACAGAGUAUGAAACGUCUUUGAACCAGCUAAAGGACACCUUGGCUAAUCGAGACCGAGAGAUAAGCAGCCUCCGCCGCCAGCUGGAUGAGGCUCACAAGGAGCUUGAUGAUGUUGGGAAGUCUAGAGAGAUCUCCUUUAAGGAAAACAGGAGGCUACAAGAUGACCUGGCCACGAUGGCAAGGGAAAACCAGGAAAUCUCAUUGGAGCUGGAAGCCGCAAUACAAGAGAAAGAAGAGAUGAAGAGCAGGGUUCACAAGUACAUCACUGAGGUGUCACGGUGGGAGAGCCUCAUGGCUGCAAAGGAAAAUGAAAAUAAAGACUUACUAGACAGAUUCCAGAUGCUUCACAACCGUGCUGAGGACUGGGAGAUCAAAGCCCAGCAAGCAGAAGGGGAGAGCAGCUCGGUCCGCCUGGAGCUGCUGUCCAUUGACACGGAGAGGAGACACCUGCGAGAGCGAGUGGAGCUCCUAGAGAAGGAGAUCCAGGAGCACAUAAAUGCACAUCAUGCUUACGAGUCUCAGAUCUCAUCAAUGGCAAAAGCCAUGGCUCGCUUAGAAGAAGAGCUGCGACAUAUUGAAAAUGAGAAGGCAACAGUAUUAAGCGAUCUGUCAUCUCUCCGGGAACUUUGCAUUAAACUUGACUCGGGCAAAGACCUCAUGACCCAACAGCUGAAUUCCAAAAGCCUUGAGCUGGAGAGGGCUAUAGCAGAAUUAGAAAAUGUAAAAUCAGAAUCAGAACUAUUAAAAAAACAACUGACAAGUGAGAGGCAGACGAUCAAAAGUCUUGAAUCGUUGUUAGCUACGAACAGAGAUAAAGAGUUUCAUUCCCAUCUGACCUCCCAUGAGAAGGACACGAAUAUCCAGCUGCUGAAGGAGAAGUUAAACCUCUCAGAAAGCAAGCUAACAAGCCAGAGCCGAGAAACCUCCAUGCUACGUGCUAAAGUGACACAGUUGCAGGCAGAUUAUGACACUCUGAAAAGGCAGAUUUCAAAUGAGAGAUAUGAAAGAGAGCGAACAAUCCAAGAGAUGCGCAGACAUGGUCUUCCCACAUCGCCUCUGAGUUCUACUCUGAGAUCUCCUGUACAGUCUCCUGAACAUAUAAAUACAUAGUUAUCAGGAAGAUGAUGGUUUUCAGGGAGUUCCCACAUGGAUUUUUAUAAGAGCACAAGAGUAAUGAAAUAUUUGAAGUACUUGUUCCUGCGAAUCAUGAACAUUGACACAAAUUCUACCUCUGUCAACCUUUAUUUAAAUCAGUGGAUAUUUAUGUAAAAAUGUUUAGUUUAAAAGAGCCCUACAUGUAUAUUUUCAUAUAUGUGAAAAAACAAAAUAUGUAUUAAUAAUAGUGCUUGAUGUGAUACGUGUAUUUUUAUUAUUCCCAACUAAAAUUACUCCUUAAAAUGUGUUUAUACUGUGACUUAAUUUAAUAUACUCACACUAUGCUUUAAUAAUGUUUCUUAAUGAGCAAUAAUAUAAGCAUGUAAAUAUUCUUCCAUUAUUUAGAUGUGUUUGGUUUUCAUACCUGUGUGUAAGCCCAUAGCAUGAUGAACUAAGAGAGUGAUCCAUUUGAUGCUUUUUUCUUGUAUAACAUCAACCCACGUUUGCUGUCUAUCAUCCAGGGGAUAUAGUCUUAAUAGCAGAACUCUCUUUUUUUAAAUAAAAGAGUUUAUUUGAACUUAUGAUUCCAGAGGGAUAGAGUCCAUUUGGAAAGUAUGACUGCAAGCAGCAGGCAUAGCAGUAGGAGCAGGAAACUGAGUGAUCACGUCUUUACCACAGCACAAAGCCAAGGGUGAACAGGAAGUAGGGAGAAACUGUGUACUCUGAAAGCCCUUCCCCAGGGACAUACUUGCUCCAGUAAGUCUGCUCCUCCUAACCUCCCCAAACAGCAGCACUCCAUAGCUGAGGCCAAGUGUUCAAGUAUCUCAGCCUGUGGGGUACAUUUCUCGUUUAAACCGUCACAUUUUGUAAAACCCAAAAUUUAAAUGAUACCAUUUCUCUUUUUCCUGAAAUGUUUUAUUUCUGAACAUUCAGACCUACUGGAGAUCAGUAAAUUCAGCUACUUAUUUGAAAUUUAUUUAUAUUACCAUCAACUUUGAAAAAAUAUUUUCCAGAUGUAGAGCCCUAGCCAAUAGAAUAUUUCUUUCAUUGAGCCUUUUUAAAAAGAUAACUUUUUUAUGUGCCUAGUGGCCUCACUAGCAGAACUCUUGAUAAAGUAGUUAUUGCUAUGUGUAAUUAAUUGUUGCAAUCUGGAAGAACUAUGGUUGAAGAGAUAACAUUUAUCUAUGAUAUACCUUAUUAUUUUGGCUAUCAUGUGGGCUCUUCACAUGAUACAAUAUUUUAUUAGAAUUAAGUUAAAAUAUAUUUAGAGUUUUGUAAGAUAAUAAAAUGGAAAUUUGGGGCAUUUUUUUACCUAAUUAGAUUAUUCAGUGUACUAGUCUAAAGUUUCAGAAUAUGAAAGUAUAUAAUGUAAACAUAGAAAAGUAGUUUUAUUAACAUUCCAAUGCCUAUUUGUGACCUCUAACCUCGUAUAACUCAGCCCAGUCUUUGAGAAUAGUGGGAAAACACUGUCCCUAGGGCAUGUAAAUUGAAAACAGCUUCUUAGAAAUUCACUUUCAAGGUUGUAAUUUUACAGAACUUAGGUGUAUGCAAACAUUAAGGAAAGAGCAGAGGUACAAAAUAGAAUGUAAGAUACAAACGCUAAUCAUGUUUCAACUCUCCACGUUUGAAGAAAAUCCUCUUGUCAAACUAGAUUUCAUUAUAAUCGAGAAAGAAUGUAAAAGUCAGCAUAGACAAGUGAAGGAUCAACUAUGAACGUGUUUUGUUUCCUCUCAGGUUAAUAAAGUGGGUUUUUGUGUGCAUGUCCCUGGAGAUAGGUAGUACUCUGUGCCUUGGAUGUUCAGGACGUGCCCUUUGCAAUUAUGUGUCCAUAUUUGAGUGUAGGAUGACUUACCCCCCACCAUCUUUGAGAUUUUAUUCAUUCUAUCUCCUUUGAGUAAAUUCAUGUUUUAUAGCCAAAAUUCCAAAGGGAAUAGCAUUUGCAAUGUCAUUUGGAAAAUCUUUUAGUAAAUACACAUUUAAAAAAUAUUCAUCCACACCUUUUCCCCCAAAACUGCAGCAAGACACACUUUGUUAAUGUUCAUUUUUAAUGUUUCUGUAAUUAUAAAUGUUAUGUUCCUAAUUGUUAUUUUAUAACCAUCAUACUACAGUUUUUUAAACAAUUUUAAUUUAAAAUGCCAUGUUCUUUUUAUAGCUAUUUUUACUUUUGUUUUAAAUCAUGGAGCUUGACUAUAGAUUUACCAAUAAACAUACCAGUCAA